Molecule: messenger RNA, 2169 nt
Organism: Eremothecium gossypii ATCC 10895
Lineage: Eukaryota; Fungi; Ascomycota; Saccharomycetes; Saccharomycetales; Saccharomycetaceae
Gene: FIR1
Product: Fir1p
Exons: 1
Coding region: 1-2169 (722 amino acids)
Source: RefSeq, marked provisional
AUGGCGGCGGACAGACAGGGCGCGGAGCGCGAGCGGCGCGGCGGGCGGCGGGAGAACGCACAGGUGCGGUUUUCGCUGCCGGUGGGAGAGCAGUCUACGCGGGCGGCGGCUGCGGGGCACCGGCGGUGCGCGUCGCACGGGGCGGCGCGGCGCGGGGUCGGGGGCCACGCGGGGCGGCUGUCGGUGGAUGGGCGGGCGGGACAAUUGGUAGCGGGCUUAUCAAGCGAGACGGCGUCGGCGGAGUCGCUGCGGAUCCUGUCGACGCAGGCGAAGCUGAUCCGGAUCCCCGACUUUGAGAAGGAGCCGACGCCGCGGCGGCGGGACGUGCUGUCGGGGUUCUUCGCGCUGGACGAGCCCGAGGAGGAGGCGGUGCCGGGGGGCGCGACGGGGUGUCUGUCAACGACAUUCCAGUUUCCGUGCGCGGCGGCGCCCGCGGCGGCGCCCGCGGCGGGCGAGGUGGACGGCGACGAGGAUUUCCUGCGGGUGCCGGAGCAGAGCGCCGAUCGGACGCUGGAAGCGCGACGGCUGAAGCUGCUGGAGCAGAACACGCUGAACCACCGCCACAGACGCAGCAGAAGCAUCCACGCAGCGGACGCACUGUUCCCGUCGCCGAAGCCCAAGACGGGCGGUCUGGCGCCCGCGAAGGCGGGCGGGGCGUGGCCGCAGUCAUCUGCGCAGCAUCGGCGCAGGAUGUCUGCGUUCAGCAUUCCCGAGGCGACACACAUGAAACAACAUUCGCCGCUAGGCCAGAGUUCGCCUGCGCGGCCCUACUCUCCGUUGAGACAGAGCAUGUCGCUGAGGCCACGUUCUCUACAUGUGGAUUCUACCGAAUCUAUCAACUUUCUGGAGCUUCUGGAUCCGCCACAUCCUACGCUGCGGCGUUUAGAUCCCCCUGAGGCAGAGCCUCCGAGCAAUAGUUAUCUGCAGACUACGCCUAGCCCACGAAGCGAAGUCGGCGGCACAAACACACAUUCUAACGAGGAGAAAGCAGAUGAGGGUACGAUUACGACGUUAAAGGAUAUCACGGAAUCGGAAGUCGAGGAUGAUGUGCCUGGCGGCCAGCAGUCCUCGAACUCUCCUACCUCGCACAACUCAACACCUUCAGUGUCUCUUGCUGAGGCCAGCAACGGUGGUACCCCUCAUAGGAAAUCGUCCAGCACAACAGAUGCAGAUCACCGUAACAUUCUUGGCCUUUUGCACGAAGCCGGCCCCCUGGAGGUUGCCGGAGAGACGAAAACGAAUACAGUGGCCGAAAGUGUGGAAAAUUACGAGAUGAUCACUGAAUCCAGGGGCCUCUCGACGGAGAUAACACAAUACUACGAUAUAAGGGUUACCGAGCCUCGUGCUUCGUCGGGGACCCUCUCCAACACAUCAUCCCCUCCUCGGAAGAAUGUAAUAAGAGCAAAGCAGAACAACUUGGAUCCGAAAAGAUCAUCGUCCAAUGGGUGGUCGCACUCCUCGUAUGAGUCAGAUGUCUCGACUCCAUCUUAUCAAGGUUCGCGCCUUACAAGCCUAUCUUCUCUUAGUAGCUCGGAGCUAGAAGGAGUAGAACGAAUUUUCACCGACACGAAGCAAAACACUCUAAGCCCCUGCCUAAUACUAGACGAAGAUAGCGCUAGCGAGCCUGAUGAUGAUAGAGAAACGGUAGCUGAUCGUGGGGGUCUCGCCGCCGUUUCAUGGUGCAGUCUGCCUGAAUAUCUAGGCGGGCUUCAUAUCUACAAGGAGGUGGAGCUCGGUUCUAGCUAUAACACUUGCAAUGAGAAAGCACCUUCUGGUCGGGUGUCUAAUUGCUCAGCCAAUUUAGAGAAUCGGCCUUAUGGUAUAUUUACGGGUAGCUCUGUUACAGCUGCUGGUGAAACUCUGGACCUACCCGCGAACGGCUCGAAGCCAAAUCAUCACGAGACUCCGGAGGUGCUCCAAAAUACAUCCUCAAAAAGAUUGCUCGCCCCACCGACCGUCACACCACCGGCUUUCACUAGGAGUAAGUCGAAUCCAUGUGACUCUUACCUGAAUAAGAAUAGGGCACCAACGACAUUAUGGACAUUGUGCGAUGUUCUUACCCGUGACACAAAGAGUGUACUGAAUACACUGACUAAUAUGAUGGACAGGCUGGUCGGCUCUCCACUUAUGGCCAAUUUCAAAAACAAACCUUACCGGAAUCAUAGGUGA